CUCACGUACAUUCUAUCUACAGCUCAUAACACGGCUUGUGGUUAUGACCUCGUUUUAAAACAUACAGAAACAACAAGAAAUAUCGCCCUUGAAAACCCAGAGUGAUCUACACAUCAUGGGGCGUGUACAACUGUUCCCAAAAAGUGCGUUUUACAGUGUCUUCACACUUUGUGUGUUGUCAGUCUUAGCUGAAAACCCGUGCAAGGUCACACAAGAAAAGGCUGACUGCAGCCACCUCAAACUGUCUGUAAUACCCUCUGACCUUCCUUCUACCAUCAAAGAGUUGGACCUUUCUCACAACCAGCUCAAGAAGCUGCCUGCUGCCAAUCUCUCCAGGUAUGAUCAACUGGAGCAUCUGGAUGUUGGUUUUAAUACCCUCCAUAUAUUUGAACCAGAACUGUGUGAGAAGCUGCCUCUGCUAAGAACCUUAAACCUGCAACACAAUGAGUUUUCUAAGAUUUCAGAAAGAUACUUUGUUUCAUGUAAAAAUCUACUUGAACUAUAUCUGAAUUACAAUGUGAUAACUGCCAUCACUGGAAACCCCUUUGAAAAACCAGAGAAUUUAUCUAUUCUGGACAUGUCACACAACAAACUGACCUCUACCCAUUUAGGUGACAGACAACUCCAUAAUCUAAAGGAACUUAAAUUGUCUAGUAAUAAGAUUGUGGAACUCAAGAAGGAGGGUCUUGAAUUUCUAGCGAACACCUCCCUCAAAAAGCUUGACCUGUCAUCGAAUCCCCUUAAAGCGGUAACUCCAGACUGUUUUAGAGCUCUAUGGAGUCUUCAUACUUUUGUAAUGGCUAAUACAACUCUUGGACCUACUCUCGUGGAGGACCUUUGUUCAGCAUUAGGUGGCACAGGAAUCCAGUUCAUUUUAUUAGCAAACGUACAACUGUUAAGAAUACAUAACAAAACUUUCAGUGGAUUAGCAAACACGGAUCUUGUAUUGCUGGAUAUCUCUAAAAAUGGCUUGAUCGAGAUAGAAAAUGAUUCGUUUGUUUAUCUAUCACACUUACAAAAUCUAAAUCUGGAAUAUAAUCAAGUUAGUCAACUAAAUCCCAACACAUUUCGUGGCUUGACAGAAGUGAAGACUUUGAAUUUAAAAAAGUUUUUUACUUCCAAAGUUACUUCCAAAGUAUCAAAAAUUAAUGACCUAUCAUUCCACUGGCUGAAGAACCUUGAAUAUCUCAACAUGGAUGGCAACAAAAUUUCCAGCCUUACAGAAAAAACCUUUAGUGGUCUUACGAGUCUGAAAACAUUAAGUAUGACAGAAUGCUCCGCAAACUUACAGACCAUUACAAAUGCAACAUUUUCCUCUCUUUCAAUGUCACCUUUGCUUACGCUAAAUCUGAGUAAAACUGGGAUAGCAAUAUUGGAAUAUGGAGCAUUUUCCUCCCUGGGAAGCCUACAGUUUCUUGAUCUGGGUCUAAAUAGAAUUGACCAGGACAUUAUAGGUCAUGAAUUUUUAGGUCUUCACAGUAUUGAACUGAUAUAUCUUUCUUAUAACAACCGCCUGACACUCACCAGCAAUUCUUUUAAUUUGGUUCCAAGUCUUAAGAAGUUAAACCUCAGAAAGACAAAACUAACCUUUAGAGACCUUGAACUUUCUCCAUUUAGAGUUCUAGAAAAUCUUACCCUUUUAGACAUCAGCAACAAUAACAUCGCUAAUAUACAGGAAAACAUAUUUGAAGGUCUAUCCAAUCUUAGAAUUCUCAAUCUUCAGCACAACAACUUGGCUCGAUUAUGGAAGAAAGCUAAUCCUGGAGGACCAUUUAUGUUCCUUAAAGGGUUACAUAAUUUGGAAAUACUUAACUUGUUAUCUAAUGGCUUCGAUGAAAUUCCUGCUUCAGCUUUCCAAGGGCUGUCAAAAUUAAGGAUUUUGGGAAUGGGAGAAAAUAAUGUAUGCAUUCUUCCUCCAUCAAUAUUUGAAGAUCAACUAUCACUUUAUGAAUUAGAUCUUCAUAAAAAUCUCAUAACAUCAGUUGAGAAAGUGCUGUUUGUGAAUGUUUUAAAAAACCUUAAGAUAUUAAACAUGGGUGGAAAUCCUUUUGAUUGCACUUGUGAGAGCAUAGCUUGGUUUGCAAAUUGGAUUAAUACAACCAAUGCUACUAUUCAGGGCUUGGACACUCAAUACAUUUGUAAUACACCAAGCAGAUACCAUGGAAUUCCUGUGAAAUUCUUUGACAACUCCCCCUGUAAGGAUAACGCACCAUUUAAAACACUUUUUACACUUACUUUUACCCUGGUGGUUAGUUUCAUAUGUUUUGUAUUUCUGAUACAGUUCCAAGGGUGGAGAAUACAAUUUUACUGGAAUGUUUCUGUGAACAGAAUUCUUGGCUUCAAAGAAGUAGAUUCUAGAGGAGAGAACUUUGCUUAUGAUGCCUACAUUAUUCAUGCUGUAAAGGAUAUGUCAUGGGUUGAAAGAAAUUUAAUUCCUCUCGAAGAAGAAGAUGAUGUGUGCCAUUUUCAGUUCUGCUUUGAAGAAAGAGAUUUUGAAGGUGGAACAUCACAGCUUACAGCCGUCGUUAACAGCAUAAACAAUAGCAGAAAGAUAAUUUUUGUUAUAACUCAACAUUUUUUGAAUGAUAAUUGGUGCAAGAGGUUCAAGAUUCACCAUGCUGUUCAGCAAGCCAUAGAGCAAAGCCGGGACUCCAUUAUAUUGAUCUUCCUUGAGGAUAUUCCAGAUUACAAAUUGAAUUACACCAUACAUCUAAGACGGGGAAUGUUCAAAUCUUCCUGCAUCUUAUACUGGCCAGCUCAUAAAGAGCGGGUGGAUGCUUUCCAUCAAAAAUUAAAAAUUGCUCUGGGAUCCUCCAAUCUAGUAAAAUAGCAUUCAUUGAAUGCAAUAAAUUUGUACAAAACAUGACUGUGCUUUCAUAUACAUUUUUAUUUUUUGUGUUUAAGUAGCAAAAAUAAACAAGCAGCAUAUUUUAACAUCGA
This is a messenger RNA of Spea bombifrons (plains spadefoot toad), 2940 nucleotides long. RefSeq names its product toll like receptor 3 (gene TLR3). Gene Ontology annotation, cellular component: membrane. Gene Ontology annotation, biological process: immune response; toll-like receptor signaling pathway; inflammatory response. Bases 116 to 2830 code for a protein of 904 amino acids. Gene Ontology annotation, molecular function: transmembrane signaling receptor activity; protein binding. NCBI's taxonomy places the organism in Eukaryota, Metazoa, Chordata, Amphibia, Anura, Pelobatidae. The record is from RefSeq and is a predicted model, not a curated record. The transcript has 5 exons.